Molecule: messenger RNA, 2498 nt
Organism: Styela clava
Lineage: Eukaryota; Metazoa; Chordata; Ascidiacea; Stolidobranchia; Styelidae
Source: RefSeq, a predicted model, not a curated record
GAUUUAGGUACAUAAUAUAUAUAGCUUAACCAAUUACCCAAUACACCGAGGAUUUAUUAUAUUCACACGGUAAAAUGGAGCAUCGAAAUCCGGGAAGAAGUAACUUUUACCACCGAGGAUUAACUUUUGGUAUCAUCAUUAUUUUGGCAUGGAUGACACCGCAAACAGAAGCUCAGAAAGAGGAAUGUCGACAGCGUCCCAUGGACAUCGUAUUUGUCAUUGACGGCUCUAGAAGUGUGAGGCCAUGGAAUUUCAAGACAGUCCAAGAUGCCGUGAAAGACAUGGUAGACGCAUUUGAAAAAAUUGGACCCGAGGAAACGCAGAUCGGUCUGGUUCAAUACAGUAGUCGAGUGAGGCAAGAAUUCAAGUUGAACGACUAUUACUCUAAAGAAGAAGUGAAUGAAGCCAUUGAUGGAAUCAAAUACAUGGAAAUGGGCACAAUGACCGGGCGAGCUCUCAAAUUCAUCACUGAAUAUUCCUUCACCGCAGCCUACGGUGCCCGUUCAGACAACCCAGAUGUGCUUAAGGUUGCAGUAGUUAUCACUGACGGACGAGCCCAAGAUAAUAGGACAGUCCACUUUUGGCAAAAAAAAGCAAAGGACGCGGGAAUCAUCCUUUUUGCCAUUGGUGUCGGUCGUCGGAUCUCUGACAAAGAUCUGCUCCUGAUCGCCUCAGAACCAAAAGAAAAACACCAAUUCUACGUCAAGAAUUUUGAUCUGAUCGGAAGCCUUCCUGUUAUGUUACAUGAACAGAUCUGUGAUGUCGACGAAUGCGAGCAAGAAAUCGACAAUUGUCAACAGACUUGCAAGAACACUAUUGGCUCUUUCAUUUGCGGAUGUGAGGAUGGAUUCGUAUUACAAGAUGACCGCGCUUCUUGUCUUCUAUACGACCCAUGUUUCGAGGCAGAUUGUGGCUACAAAUGCGAGCCAGCACCGGCGGGAGGGUACAGGUGCACCUGCCCUGAUGGCUACAAGUUGGACCGAGAUGAAAAGGGCUGUGUAGCAAUCGCACCUUCUAACUUGGAAUCACUGACUCUCACUGAUAUAACACACACAACCAUGAGAGCUACAUGGUCUUUAGUGUCACCGGAAUUGGAAGAUAUGAUCGACCAUUACUUAGUGAGAUAUAAAAAAGCAGGCGACGAUGGUGAAACCGUUGAGGUCACUGUUAAUGAACGAGCAAUAGUUUUGGAAGGACUUGAGCCUGGAACAGAAUAUCUAGUAUCAGUCACAGCUUAUACAGCAGAUGGUUUGAAAUCUGAAACGAUAAAAGCACAGAAUACUACUUUGUUCUUGGGUGAAACAACACUUGAUCUAUUCAACCCGACUUUGACUACAAUGCAAGCCAAAUGGGAGCCGGCUGGUGGGGAUUUAUUGUCUCAAUACGUCUUGACAAUAACUUCUCCAGAACAGAAUAGAACUUUCACGAUCACUACAGACGCAGACACCACAGAAGCGCCACUGCUUGAAGGUCUGGAACCAGGACAGCUGUAUGAAGGAGUUGUCACACCAAUGUAUGGAAAACUCGCUGGUGGACCGGGCCGAGAUACAGAAACCACAAAAUCUCUUAUCAAACCCAAUAUUCGAGUCACUGACACAACUCUGUCAACUGUAGAUGUUGAAUUCACUGGUAUAGGAAUGCCUGCCGAUCGUUAUGAACUAACACUUGUGGACGUGGAAACUGGCGAAACUAAGUAUGUUGAAGUGGACGGAUCUGAAUCAACAGCCAAGUUCUAUGAUUGUACACCAGGGAAGGAGUAUACUGUCACAGUCAGAGGUUACAUUACCGAGGGAGGAAGGGAAUUUGAAAGUCCAGAAGGCGUAACUGAAGGAAAGACAAAGCACAUUCCGGCCCCAGUUGUAGACAUCACCAGUACUGGACUGGCAACUGCUGAUGUUAUGUGGACCAUCUCUGGAUACACACCGCUGUUAUUUAAGGUGUCAUAUUGUCCAAAGAAUGAUCCAGAAAAUAAAAAGCACAUCGAAACUGAAGAUAUUUCAACAAAAUUGACCGGACUUGAACCAGGAAUAGAAUAUGAGGUCGAAGUUGUGGCCGUGGAUUUUGAUGAUGACAAGAAAUUCACUAGCGAACCUGGCUCCGAUACAGAUGCUACAAAAUCUCUACACGCUCCACCAGUAAUGGCAACUGGAAGAACAUACACCACUGCAACGGUAAAAUGGGGAGAAAUAGGAAUGCCAGCAAAUACUUGGGAGUUGAGGUAUCAUCCUGUUGGAAGCCCAGAUAUAGUUAAAACUUUAGUAUUUGAUGGAUCCGUGAACAAGACCAUACUUGAAGAUCUCACACAUGACACAGAAUAUGAAGUUGUUGUCGUAGGAGUUGUGAUAGAAGAAGGAGAGAGAUUUGAAAGCCCUCCAGGAAGUGAUCCAUUUACUUUAGGUGCACUUGACCCUCCAGUGGUCACAAUUUCUGACCCGACAACUUCAAGUCUCAACUCAUCCUGGGUGGACAAUAGCCCGACAAUACCAUUGACGAAAUAA